Messenger RNA from Fusarium keratoplasticum, 921 nucleotides. Its product is annotated as Mitochondrial fission process protein 1. The coding region runs from base 1 to 921 and encodes 306 amino acids. The record is from RefSeq and is a predicted model, not a curated record. The transcript is spliced from 2 exons. Gene Ontology annotation, biological process: mitochondrial fission. Gene Ontology annotation, cellular component: mitochondrion. Lineage: Eukaryota; Fungi; Ascomycota; Sordariomycetes; Hypocreales; Nectriaceae.
AUGUGGUGGGGAAAGAGGCCAUACAAACCUCCUGAAGGGACAUCUCCGCAGCGGUCGCCACUCGAAGCGAAAGAUGAGCCGAAGGAUCCCGCGGCGUUCGAUCCCCAUAAGAAACCGGAGCAGAAGAAGCUGCCCAAAGGUCUGCAGAAGAUAAUGGACGAGGCGGACGAGGAGGAGAACUUCUACGACGAGUUGGUCGAAGGAUACACCCCCCCCUCGACCGAGUUUAGCGUCCGCUACGCCGCCUACGCAACCCGGCUGCGCAAUAUUCCCCUCGCGGCGCACCGUUACACCGCAUACGCCUUUGGAGUUGGUGAAUCCUUCCGACCCGCCCAGCACCCAUGGCUCGUGCGCGGCACCUACGGCGUAUCGUUUGCGUACAUACUCGGCGACGUCUCCUACGAGGGUUACAAGGCGUUCCGGCAUAACCAGCGCGUGCUCAACCCACAGCUGGAACUGACUUCACGCCAACAGAAGGCUACGGAGCGAGGUGAGGCGACACCAACGGGCGGGCCUGUGGUGGCUCCAUCAUCAGAGGACAGAGCAGCAGCGGUAAAACCGGGGAAGAUAGCGCCGCUCGAGGAUUACCGUACUGUCAUGUUGCAGCGCGCUCUGUUCCAGAGCAUCGCAAGCAUAGGCCUACCGGCGUUCACGAUCCACAGCAUCGUGCGGUACUCGAGCCGCAUGAUGAAGAACUUCAAGUACAAAACUGUGAAGAUAUGGGCGCCUAUUGGCCUGGGACUCUCGGUCGUACCAUUCCUGCCGUCACUCUUUGACAAGCCGGUUGAGGAUGCGGUGGAGUGGGUCUUCUACAAAGGGUUCGUGGCAUACGGAGGCAAAGAGGCCGUGGGCGAGGCGUCGCUGAUUGGCCGAGAGAGGCAGCUGAGCGAGAGGCUGAAGCAGAGAGAGAGGGAGCUAUAG